Hyla sarda is the source of this 2710-nucleotide messenger RNA. It is a transcript of the gene TBC1D16, whose product is annotated as TBC1 domain family member 16. NCBI's taxonomy places the organism in Eukaryota, Metazoa, Chordata, Amphibia, Anura, Hylidae. Gene Ontology annotation, cellular component: early endosome. The coding region runs from base 292 to 2487 and encodes 731 amino acids. Gene Ontology annotation, molecular function: GTPase activator activity. The transcript is spliced from 13 exons. The record is from RefSeq and is a predicted model, not a curated record. Gene Ontology annotation, biological process: activation of GTPase activity.
AACAGGCUGGCAGCGAAGGAGUUACCCGGAUCCGCCCCGCCCGUUCGGUGUAUGCUGCUAGUGCUUCAGGCCAGACGGGGUAGCGUGACCCACUGGCAAAAAAACAGAGUGUCACCUGGAGAGCGGAGAAGUUUGACAGGUCUAUAUCCCUUAUGGAAGCUUGAACAAACGUCAACGGUAGGCUCAAGGGGCUCAUGUCCACCUGGCCUUUCACUUUCGAUAGGUAACUGGACCACACUCUCAGAGAGUCGCGAACCAUAGGGUUACGGACAGUCGGGACCUCUACAUUCCAUGCUGAAAGUAUUUAGUUCAACAGAUGAUGGAAUUGAUGACAUGUCUUUGGGAAAGCUACUUCGUCGUGCUUCAUCCAAGGCCUCAGACUUCCUGACCUUCAGCUCUUGUGGAGAAAACUCUUCAAUACUGGAUGAAGAAAUCAUAUUUUCUAAAAACAAUGUGUGUGUACACCCCCCAGAACUGCUUCAUAAUGUUGCAUCUCACCAUCCAGGUUAUUUGUGUGUCUACACGGAGAAAGAUGAAUCUAUGGGUACUACACUAAUAUUGGCCUGGGUUCCUAAUUCACGCAUACAGCGCCAGGAUGAGGAAGCUUUGCGCUAUAUUACUCCUCAAAGCUCCCCUGUUAGAAAAUCUAAUAAAAGAAUUCGACACCUUGCUAAUUCUACAUCUUCAAUGCAAAAAUCUUCUGUGUUUUCCAAAGAAAACCAAAGUCCAAACAAAGUUGAUUCACUUACACAGAAGAAUAACUUUGAUGGCUCUGUAGAAGGAGUGGCAGACGUUGUAGAGCAAGGGGAGGAUGAGAAGUCUUUGGAUGUAUCAUCCGAUGAAGUUAGCAAAGACAGCACUCUGGAUUCAGAUUCUGAUGCUUUCUCUUCCCCCUUUUGUAUGUCCCCUAUAUCUGAAGCUCUUGAAGAAAACAAUAUGUCUGUCUUAUUGGAGGGUGAAUACAGACAAGAGGCCGAUAGUAACAUGGCCUGCUUUGCAUCUAGUCCAGAUAACUUCUCCCACUAUUCAGAAAUGAAUGAACAUAAAAGCCUGGCUAAAUGGGAGAAGCAGCAAAAGCUCUUGGCUCUUGAGCAGACUUGUGGAGUUUUCAGGGUGGAUUUGGGCCAAAUGCGAUCAUUGCGUGUUUUCUUCAGUGAUGAAACUGGUACCAGUGGACAGUUGGUGAUAGCCAGCAGGGAAAGUCAGUACAAAGUUUUCCAUUUCCAUCAUGGUGGUCUGGAUAAGUUAUCAGAAGUUUUCCAACAAUGGAAAUACUGCUGUGAAGCUCAACUCAAGGAGAAGGUUACAAUGAAGACGUGUCUACAUUUCUCAAUUCAAAGGCCAAGUGUUCUGUCCUCUGAAUCUCAUCCUGAAGAGGGUAUAUACCAAAAACUAAAUGUCUCUAGGUGGUUGCAGCACUUCAAUGAGGUUGGACAGGUGGAAGAAGAAUAUAAAUUGCGGAAGGCAAUUUUUUUUGGUGGUAUUGAAUCAUCUCUUAGAGGGGAAGUGUGGCCAUUUCUUUUUGGAUAUUACAGCUGGGAAUCUACUUCGCAAGAACGUGAAGCUCUACGGGUUCAGAGAAGAGAAGAGUAUGCUCAGAUCCAGAAUAGAAGACUCUCCAUGAACCCUGAUGCCCAAAAAGCUUUUUGGAGGAAUGUUCAGUUUACUGUGGACAAAGAUGUUGUGAGAACAGAUCGUAGUAAUCAAUUUUUUCGAGGAGAAGAUAAUCCCAACGUGGAAGCCAUGAGGAGGAUCCUUUUGAAUUAUGCUGUAUACUGCCCUGGAGUGGGCUACUCACAAGGAAUGUCAGACCUUGUUGCCCCACUGCUGACAGAAGUGCAAGAUGAGUCUGACACAUUCUGGUGCUUUGUUGGCCUUAUGCAGAAUACUAUAUUUAUCAGCUCACCCUGUGAUGAAGACAUGGAAAAGCAAUUAAUGUAUCUCCGUGAGUUACUAAGGAUUAUGCAUUUAAGAUUCUACAAACAUUUGCUCUCUCUGGGAGAAGAUGGGCUCCAAAUAUUGUUUUGCCAUAGGUGGAUCCUUCUGUGUUUCAAAAGAGAAUUUUCUGACUCUGAAGCUCUAAGGAUGUGGGAGGCAUGUUGGGCUCAUUAUCAGACUGAUUAUUUCCACCUUUUUCUGUCUGUGGCUAUAAUUGAUCUUUAUGGGGAGGAUGUCAUCGAGCACCAGCUGCCAACAGACCAGAUGUUGUUACACUUCAGUAAUUUGGCUAUGCAUAUGAAUGGAGAGCUGGUUCUCAAGAAGGCAAGGAGUUUACUUUAUCAGUUUCGUCUCUCGCCCAAAAUUCCCUGCAGCCUCCGUGACUUGUGUAAACUGUGUGGUCCUGGCAUGUGGGACAGUGGAUAUAUACCGACAAUAGAAUGCACAGGUCAACAUCCAGGCUCCAGAAGUUGUUUGUAUGGAGGAACUGUAGAAGAGUCUAUUCCAACUUCACCCAAAAAAACUAAAAAAAAAACACAAAUCACUUGAUGUUUUCAACUUUAGAAAAUAAGAACAUUGCUAAAUACUAUACAAGAUUUAAAGAUUUCUGGGGUUAUUUUAUUCAUAAUAAAGUGUAAUCAAUGGGACGAAUUUAGGUUUACACCACAGUCACCGGAUUGGGAUAGUUGGCAUUAGAGAUGAGCGAACUUACAGUAAAUUCGAUUCGUCACGAACUUCUCAGCAGUUGAUGACUUUUCCUGCGUAAAUUAGU